Raphanus sativus (radish) is the source of this 1026-nucleotide messenger RNA. Its product is annotated as disease resistance protein SUMM2-like. The transcript has a single exon. The record is from RefSeq and is a predicted model, not a curated record. Gene Ontology annotation, molecular function: ADP binding. The coding region runs from base 1 to 1026 and encodes 341 amino acids. NCBI's taxonomy places the organism in Eukaryota, Viridiplantae, Streptophyta, Magnoliopsida, Brassicales, Brassicaceae.
AUGGGAGGUUUAUUCUCGAUCUCCAUGCCAUGUGACCAAGUGGUGAAUCAAGUCUCUCAAUGUCUUUGCACUCAGGGGAGUUAUAUAUACAGCCUUUCAGAGAAUCUAGCUGCUCUGCAGAAAGGCAUAGAAAUGCUCAAGGCAAAGCGGGAUGAUGUGCAAAGAAGGGUUUGCCGAGAAGAGUUUACAGGACGUCGUGAAAGGCUUUCUCUGGUCCAGGUAUGGCUUACUAACGUCCUCAACACCGAGAACAAAUUCAAUGAUCUGCUUAGGACUAAUGACACUGAGCUUCAAAGGCUGUGUCUCUGUGGGCUUUGCUCUAGAAAUGUGAGAUUGAGCUAUCUUUAUGGGAAAAGGGUUGUUCUGAUGCUGAAGGAGGUUGAGAGUCUGAGCUCUCAAUGUGAAUUUACUGAGGUGACUGAGACGGUUUCGGUGGAUAAGGUGGAUGAGAUGCCUGUUCAACCCACCAUUGUUGGUCAAGAAAAAAUGCUCGAAAGAGUAUGGACUCAUCUCAUGAAAGAAAGAGUGGAGAUUGUGGGUAUGUAUGGCAUGGGUGGAGUAGGCAAAACCACUCUUCUCACACAGCUCAACAACAAGUUUUAUGAAACACGUGGCGGCGGCUUCUUCGAGGUUGUGAUAUGGGUUGUGGUGUCUAAAACUCCAGAGAUCCGUAGGAUUCAAGGAGACAUCGCCAAGAAGCUAGGCCUUGAUGGAGAAGAGGAAUGGGACCAGAAAGAUGUGAACCAGAGAGCCCUUGAGAUACACAAUGUCCUCAGGAGCAAAAAGUUUGUGCUGUUGCUGGAUGAUAUAUGGGAGAAAAUGAACUUGAAAGCGGUCGGAGUCCCGCAUCCGAGCAGACAAAACGGAUGCAAAGUAGCGUUCACCACUCGUUCUAGAGAAGUGUGUGGGCGCAUGGGGGUUGAUGACCCUAUCCAAGUUCAUUGUCUAGAACCAGAAGAAGCUUGGGAUCUGUUUAAAAAGAAAGUUGGAGAAAACUAUAGACAUAUAAGGCAACUUAUGUAUUAA